AUGCCCAACCCAAACGUUCAUUUUCUGAGGCAGCUGGCCAAGCUGGCCCUCAUCUUCAGCCACAUGCAUGCAGAGCUGGGCACACUCUUCCCUGGGGGAAAAUACCACGGCCACCUGUACCAGCUGACCAAGGCCCCCGCACACACCUUCUGGAGGAGCUGCUGUGGAGCCCGGUGCGUGGUGCCCUGGGCUGAGUUCCAGUCGCUGCUGGACACCUGCCACCCUGUGGAGGCCGGGCCCACCGCCCAGGCCUUGCGCUCUACCAUGGACCUCACGUGCAGUGGCCACGUGUCCAUCUUUGAGUUCGACAUCUUCACCAGGCUCUUCCAGCCCUGGCCCACGCUGCUGAAGAACUGGCAACUCCUGGCCGUCAACCAUCCGGGCUACAUGGCCUUCCUCACAUACGACGAGGUCCAGGCCCGCUUGCAGUCCUGCAGGGACAAGCCGGGCAGCUACAUCUUCAGGCCUAGCUGCACCCGCCUGGGACAGUGGGCCAUCGGCUACGUGAGCUCGGGUGGCAGCAUUCUGCAGAUCAUCCCCUCCAACAAACCCCUGUUCCAGGUGCUCCUGGAGGGACAGAAGGACGGCCUUACCGCCGCCACACAGCAGGUGGCAGUCAAGCAUCUGGAGUGUCACCGAGCUCCAUCCACAAGGGGCCGUGAGCAGCUGCGGCUCUACCUGGCCAUGGACUCCACGUUCGAGCUUUGUAAGAUCUGUGCGGAGAGAGACAAGGACGUGAGGCUGGAGCCGUGCGGCCAUCUGCUCUGCAGCCGCUGCCUGACCACCUGGGAGCACACAGACAGCCACACCUGCCCCUUCUGCCGCGGGCAGAUCAGAGGCCGAGAGGCUGUCAGCAUCUGCCAGGCCCAGGGCGGGGCGCGUGCGUGGACCAGUGCCCCAGAUGGCCUUGGUGAGGAAGAGGAGGAGCCCGGGCAGGUGUCUCCUCCCCCGCUGCCCCCCAGGAGGCCCAGGAGCUGGCUGGAGGUGGCCCCUCUGGUCCUACCCAAACUCCGGGCUCCUCUUCCCUUGCCUAGAAUAAAAACCAUGGCCUCAGCCCCGUGGGACGCCACCCCCCGCCCCCAGGCCUCGGAGGAGGCCACGGAAAGCUCCUGAGGGGAAGAGUCACCCCUCCAGCUGGCCCUGGAGGGGAAGGCAACCCCGCCAUCCUGCCGGGGCCGGAGACCAGGUGAGGCCACGCCCUGUCUCUCCAGCUUCCCUGGGUGGGUGGAGAGGAUGCUGCCCUGGGCAUCACACAUUCUAACCAGCUGUCUUCUGUCCCCACAGGGCAGCCAGCCAGACACACACACA
Dipodomys ordii (Ord's kangaroo rat) is the source of this 1308-nucleotide messenger RNA. RefSeq names its product Cbl proto-oncogene C, E3 ubiquitin protein ligase (gene Cblc). The coding region runs from base 1 to 1113 and encodes 370 amino acids. Gene Ontology annotation, molecular function: calcium ion binding; SH3 domain binding; phosphotyrosine residue binding. The record is from RefSeq and is a predicted model, not a curated record. NCBI's taxonomy places the organism in Eukaryota, Metazoa, Chordata, Mammalia, Rodentia, Heteromyidae. The transcript has 11 exons. Gene Ontology annotation, cellular component: membrane raft; plasma membrane. Gene Ontology annotation, biological process: cell surface receptor signaling pathway; negative regulation of epidermal growth factor-activated receptor activity.